Messenger RNA from Crotalus tigris (Tiger rattlesnake), 4662 nucleotides. RefSeq names its product SHC adaptor protein 4 (gene SHC4). The record is from RefSeq and is a predicted model, not a curated record. The coding region runs from base 1136 to 2977 and encodes 613 amino acids. Gene Ontology annotation, biological process: cell surface receptor protein tyrosine kinase signaling pathway; intracellular signal transduction. Gene Ontology annotation, cellular component: plasma membrane. Gene Ontology annotation, molecular function: receptor tyrosine kinase binding. Lineage: Eukaryota; Metazoa; Chordata; Lepidosauria; Squamata; Viperidae. The transcript is spliced from 12 exons.
UGCCCCUUUGCCAAAAGUCACAUUUUGGAUGGCUACUAGUUUAGUGUAUUUAUGGUGCGUGAGUCAUCAGGCUCCCUUCCGAUUGGCUGCAGACUAAACACCCCUGGGACUGCCAGUCAGUUACAGCCAUUCUCAGCUUCAUUCACAGAUUUAUUUAGCUUGCACACAGUGAGAUCCAUUCAGAAAACUUCAUUCAUAAAAAAGAAGAGGAAAAAGAAGAAGAAGAGGAUGAGGAGGAUGAGGAAAAGCAACGUUCUUUCUGAAACGUUUCCAAGAAAUCGGUCAUCCUGAGCUGGAGGUGGAAAAAUGCUAAGGCGAUGGCUCCCAAGAAUGAUGGACAACGCUUCCAUUGACUGAUGGUUGUUCUGAAGAUCUGAAGUUCUGCUGUGCCAGAACCUCAAUCUACGCGGGGUAUUUGAGGAUCACUAUGCUACUGAGGGGUCUUUAAGGACGAGCAAGCUUUUUGCAGACAGAAGCUGAGCUUCGUUCAUAGAACACGUUAACCUGGACUUUUUUUUUUGCUUCAAGCUGCCUUUGUUGGAUUUUAUUUUAAUUUCAGAGAAGUGUUUUUUUCCCCACAUCAGCUGAUCAAAUCACUGUUAAUCAACUUAGAAGAAGGCUACUUUCUUCUCAAAAAAAAAACAACAACACCCUUGCUGUUGUUUUUCAAGAAAGAGUAGAGUUUUUAGAUUUCUUAUGGUGUCUUCGUCCUAAAUACCGGUACUUCAUUUUUUUUUUUAAAGGUAGCCGGGUCUUUAACAUUAAUCCUACACAGAAUCAAGAUAUUGAGUGUUGAAAACUGAGAAGAAUUUGAAGUUUGCUUGCUUUGAAAUUAUGAUAACUGUUCAGAUUAAGUAGACGUAGCUUUGGGAUAUGGGCUUCAUAUGUCUUUCACUUUGAUUUAAUUUCAGACAAUCAAAUGACCAGGCAAAUUGAAACAGGGUUUAUGAAGAAGAAGAAACAUUCCGGAGAUGUUUUGAGAGCAUCCACAGAGACCAGAAACCCUGUUUUCUUAUUUUUUCUAUUCAAAAUUGUUUUGAUCUGUCUGGUUCCCUAUUUUGUUUGGUCAUUCAUAAGAAAGCAGCUAGGUUAAGGGCGGGGGACGAGGAGACUGAGUUACAAAACUUUGCAGGCUAUGAGAGAACCUAUCCUCUAUUGCUUGAGUGCACAACUACUGGAUGUAGAAGUCUUAAGAGAACUAGGAAUGCUCCACAGGACUAAAUAUAGUCGUUUUAGAAAUGAGUCCCACACCUCACUGGAGGAAGACACGUCGACGAGCGAUAUUCUCCGCCUGAAGUCUUCUUCAGCUUCUCCUUCCAGUACUUCUAAGACACUCACUGAAGAUGUCCCAGUUGGUACCUCGGACAGCUCCAUUUCGUUGUGUACCUUGGUACCCCGCAUGGCCAACGUUAAGCUGGCCAACCCUUCCACCUUGCCAACCUUGAAGAACUUCUGCCUACGAACGAAAGAGGUGCCAAGGUUUAAACUCACCGAAUGCGUCACUGUCCAGGCCAGCCGAACCGUGCCAGAAAUCGGCUUAAGUGGCUCCUUGUCUGCUGCUUAUUCCCAGGGAGAGCCAGUCAAGGCAUUCAAGUCAAGCCCAAACACCCAAGAGAACUGUGUUUUGUUAGCCGUGGGAGACUCUGGCUUCCUAUCCAAGCCAGGCAAAGAUCUUGGACAAAAGGGUGAAUCCAGUUUGGAGAAAGGGAUAUCCUACACUGCCCGGUAUAUGGGCUGCAUUGAGGUGCUCCAAUCAAUGAGGUCUUUGGAUUUUGGCACUCGGACGCAGGUAACCAGGGAAGCAAUAAGUCGUCUGUGUGAAGCUGUGCCAGGAAUACACGGGAACACAAAAAAACGGAAGCCUCCAGCUAAAUUUCUUUCUCCUGUGCUUGGCAAAAGCAAUCUUCAGUUUUCUGGCACGCAUAUAAAACUGACCAUCUCAACAACCAGUCUGACUUUAUUGAACACCGACAGCCAGCAGAUUAUUGCAAACCAUCAUAUGCAGUCCAUUUCAUUUGCCUCUGGGGGGGAUCCAGAUACUACAGAUUAUGUCGCCUACGUUGCUAAAGAUCCUGUUAAUCAAAGAGCAUGCCACAUUUUGGAAUGUCCCUCUGGAAUAGCUCAAGAAGUCAUCAAUACCGUUGGACAAGCUUUUGAGCUCCGGUUCAAACAGUUCUUGAAGACCCCUCCUGCUUUGGUGGCUCUCAAGGAAAGAGAAGAGAUGAGUCUUGAUGGAUCCGCCUGGAACAUUCAAGAGAAGGAAGACUGCGGAUACUAUAAUGAAAUUCCUGGGAAGGAACCUCCUGUAGGUGGGCUGUCCGACGUCAGGCUGAAGAUAAUCCCAGAAGAAGGGAUGAAGCGUCCCAUCCAUACGGAGCAGCAACAGUGUGGAGACGAUAGUCCCAGUUCUAAGCAGCUUUAUGAAAACUGCCCAGAUGAGCACAGAGCAGCAGGUAUCAGCAAACCAACUCAGGCAGCAAAUCAAGAUGCUCCAUUGCUGAAAAGUAGCAGUAAAGUGGAUCUUUUUGACGAGCCUCGAUAUAUCAAUACUCAAAACUUACAAGCUACAUCAGAAGCAUUGGACACUGUAGAGCAGAAAGGAUCCAGUGACGUGGCAGGCCUCGCAGGCAUCACAGAUGCAAAGACACCUCUUUGGAAUGAAGAAUGUUAUCACGGGAAGAUAUCCAGGAGACAAGCAGAGAAUCUCUUAAGAAACAACGGAGACUUCCUGGUGCGGGAGAGUACAACCUCACCUGGCCAAUAUGUCCUGAGUGGACUGCAAGGAGGACAAGUAAAACAUCUCUUGUUGGUGGAUCCUGAAGGCAAGGUCAGAACCAAAGAUCAUAUAUUCGAUAGUGUGGAUCAUCUUAUCCGCUCCCAUAUGGAAAACAAAUUGCCAAUCAUCUCUUCUGGACGUGAAUUAAGGCUCAACCAGCCUGUAAGAAAAGAAUUGGGGCAACUGCGUUCUAAGGACUAAUUUUGUUGACUCACGUUCUUUUCAAGAUAAUUCUUUUGUCACAGCCUCCUCAAUAUCCCUAGUGACUAUUCUGGACUCAUUUCCUGCGCCCACAAUUCGACAAAGAAUAGGAGACACCUCUAGAUGAGGUUACAGAUGAAUUCUUCUCUUUGUGUGUGUGUGUGUGUGUUUGUAUGUCUACGUCCAAUGCAUUUGCCUAAGUCAGUAUUUCUCAACUUCAGCAACUACAUUGUGUGGUCUUCAAUUCCCAGAAUUCCUGAGUCAACAUGACUGACUGGGAAAUGCUGGGAGUUGAAGUCCAAAGGUCUUGAAGUGGCUCAGAUUGAGAAACAUUGACCUAAUCACAUCUCUAUGUUGCAUCUGACCAGUGACAAGUAUUUUAGUUUAGCGAAACAUAUCCCUGGAGAGACCAAGAGGCUGGGCAGAAAUCAGGGGCCAGAGGUACUCACAAAACAUUUUUUGAGAGAUCAUAAAAAGGUGUCAAAGCACAAGCCAAACUUCCCGGAGCAAAACCUACUUGAAGAUGUGCCUUUUAACGUAGGAGGUUUGGGAAAUGACUCAUAUUUUUAACUGAGCUGUGAGGUUUUUUUUAGCUGAUAAAUUUAUUUGAGUCGUUCCUGGGCUGAUUUCGAGGAGCUUGAGAAAGAUCGAACCUGAUUUGCAUUCGGAUGAGAGACCACAAGGAAAUCUCAGGACUGUAGCUUGGACUGGGAUCUCGGAAAACGUUCUGAAGAAGGACCAUGAAACCACGUCUCUCUUGCUGCCAAGGAAAUGACAUUUGUAUAUCCGUGACGUCAACAGGCAUCAAGCUCAAGUAUAUUUUGGAAAAUAUACUUCUAUUAAAAGAUUUUAAGAAUUAGAAGAGGAAGACUCGUAGAAAUGAAUAUAGACUCAGAAAAAGAAAAGAAGAGAAAGAGCGAGCUAAAAGUGCAUGAAAGAAAAAAAGUAGACGAAUAGAAAAAGAAAGAAAAAAGUUACACGAAGAAGUAGCUUUGAAGCACUUAUAAGUACAAUUAUAAAUUUACCUCUUGCUCUAUGGUUACAAUAUACUUCUUUUUUCCCUAUAAUUUAUUCUAUCUAAUCAUCAAAACCAUAAAUCAUAAAUUCAUUUUUUUUCUGUUUCAUGCACAAAAAAAAAAAAUCUAAGGGAUUUCCAGUCAGCAAUAAGCACAUUUUAUUAUUAAAAAUCUCCACCAAUCUAUCUGAUGGAAUAAUGAUGCUAACUGCUCAUUGGCCUAGUUAUAAGGUUGCUGGUUUUUAAAUGAGGCUGCAGUGCUUACUAAGUUUAUAUAUGGAAAAUUAGUUAUCAUUUUGAAACGGAUGCUAACAAUGUGGUAAAUAUAGCUUUCUUAAGUAGGUCUAUUGAAUAAUGCAGUUCUACCAGGAUGCCAAAGGGUUACCAAAAACUUAAUCUGCAAAAUGUUUGCCUACUGGCCUGUAGGUAAAGACACUGAAACUGGACCAGCAAAAAUAAAAAUGAUAGUUGCAUAUAGUUUGGAAAGGAAAAAAAGCAAUCCUACAUUAUUAUUUCUGGGUGAGGAAAUACAUUGUUUUGUUCAGAAGCUAUUUCAUUUUUUUAUUGCACGCUUUCUAUUUUCCUUCAUUCCGCAUUUUUGGGGAUCGGGUUUCAUUUAUUCCUAUUAGUUAAGAAAAGAAUUUUUUAAAUAAACAUUUGUGCCGCAUUA